Microbotryum saponariae is the source of this 264-nucleotide messenger RNA. The record is from the annotation of a GenBank genome assembly. NCBI's taxonomy places the organism in Eukaryota, Fungi, Basidiomycota, Microbotryomycetes, Microbotryales, Microbotryaceae.
AUGGAACUGGGCAUCGACACACGAGCUCCCGUCCAGCUGUACGGCGACAACCAAGGUGCUAUUGCUCUCGCCAAGAACCCCACCCUUCACCACCGGUCCCGUCACAUUCACAUUCGUGAGCACUUUGUACGCGACCAGGUCAGGCUGGGCACCAUCCAAGUCGACUAUGUGGACACGAAAACCAUGGUCGCCGACAUCUUCACCAAGGCACUUGGACCCUUGGUGUUCAAGGUACAUCGUGACAACCUGGGUCUUCGAGGCUAA